Amoebophrya sp. A120 is the source of this 738-nucleotide messenger RNA. The record is from the annotation of a GenBank genome assembly. Lineage: Eukaryota; Dinophyceae; Syndiniales; Amoebophryaceae.
GUAAAACAAAAACGACACAGUGACAGUCUUAUUGUGACGGUACAGCAGGUAGCUACUUUUGACACGGUAUUUUGAUAGAAUUACUUUCAAACUUAAACUUUCUUUUUCCCAUGGAUGCGAGCGCAAUUAUGAUUUAAGCCCAAAACUUGACAAAUUUUCAUUUUGAAAAGCGCUUGAACAUUUAUAUUUAUUUCAGGAACGAGCAGAAACAAAGCGGAGCAGCUACUUGUAGAUACUUCUUCCCGAAAAGUGGAUUUGCUCAACACAAACAAUGAUGCUUCAACUCCUGCUCUGGGCCCCCAGCAUGGUGCUCAUCGCGUUCUUCUUGUCCCUCGGCCACGACCUUGUGUAUCCUGAGUAAAAGCGUCCCCACCCCAGAGUUGUCAUGCAGAUUUUCAGUCACAGGAAGAUUUGUAAUGCGCAUCUCCACGAGAGCAAUUUUCAAUUGUGUUUUGGACUUUCUAAUGCCCUAAACAGGAUGAGUAGAUGGAUUUGCGUUGCGGCUGUACUUGCUAAAAAACUGCACUUUACAAUACAGAGACGAACUUGUCACGCUUGAUUCCCAAAACUUCUCGACUUGUGUUGCGAGAUCCCCAUCUUGACUCUGGGGUGGGGACGUUUUUGCUCAGGAUAUUGUGGCGGGUAUAAUCACGACGGCGGGAGUUCUUGUCCUAGUUGCAGUCUUCAAGAACCAGGCGCGGUUCGUUUCUAGUACGGAAGUAGAGGACAUUUUUCGGC